Molecule: messenger RNA, 4337 nt
Organism: Dermacentor andersoni
Lineage: Eukaryota; Metazoa; Arthropoda; Arachnida; Ixodida; Ixodidae
Product: acyl-coenzyme A thioesterase 13-like
Molecular function (GO): fatty acyl-CoA hydrolase activity
Source: RefSeq, a predicted model, not a curated record
GCUCAGGAUCUAUGGAGCGAUGAUUGGAGCAGCUCCAGGCCGGCAACGCAACGUGACGUGAAACGCGUGGUGGUCUCUUUUUGGUGUGACAACAGCCUGUGACAGCCUUCAACAGGCAAACCGAUGCUUAGUGCUUUUUGUCGAAGAUUGGUUUACUUACGUUUCACAACAGACUUAUGUGAAGAACAUGCAGCGUGCAAUUAACGCGAUCGCAAGCUUCAAAGACUUGCCUUACUGUCAGUCAUUUAUACACAAGGUAAAGCUGAUCUCCUGUGAGCGCCAAGUGGCUCACCUCGAGCUGCAGCUGGAAAAGCCACACUGCAACAUGAACAGCACCCUGCACGGUGGCAUGGCCACUACCCUGAUCGAUGUGUAUACAUGUGCACUUUUAAAAACUGCCUAUGAGGAGAAUGUGCUGUUCUCCACCACUGAGCUGAAAGCAAGGUUUCUCCGCCCUGCCAAACUAGGAGACACCAUCCUGAUGGAGGCACGGAUCGUCCGCGCUGGACGUACAGUGGCCUUUGCUGAAAUGGACAUUCUGGACAAAACCACCCAGAAGAUGCUUGUUCAAGGGACACAGACAGCACUAGUUGUUCCUGAGAAUUAGCAGUGUCAACAAUAUUGGUAGAAGACUGAAACUCUUCACAAAGUGUGUUGUUCCAUGCUGGUGCCUUAUGCAUUCCCUGCAGAGUAUUGCCAUCUUAAGGUUCGUUACAGCGCAACACAAGACAAGGACAAAAGAAGGUAUAAAACGACGACACAGCGCCGUGUCGUCGUUUUAUACCUUCUUUUGUCCUCAUCUUGUGUUGUGCUGUAAUGAGCCUUACUAUGAAUCCCACCAGGGUUGUUAGAGAAGUAUGGGAGAGGCCUUUGCCCUGCAGUGGGCGUAUGCUGAUGAUGAUGAUGAAUCCCAACCAACUGGCCCAACUUGCAGUAUUGUCAUCUACUGGUUAACAAAUUUAGGUAUAAUGUGAAAGUGGAACGGAUUGCAGAGAAAGAAUGGCUUGGUUGUUAGUUUACUAUUGGUUGCGCAAUAGAACAUCCAAGCUUGUGUGAACAGUACUGUUGCAGCAUAUCAAGAACGUGGGAAAUAAUUUCACUUGUGCUAACAUAUUGUUACAUGCUGAAGUCUUAACACGCUACAUUUGCAGACAACUUUUCUGAUCAUGAAGGCAAAGCUUUAGGUGUUUACAUUAUGCACAUAUAUUGCUGCUCCAAGUAGUUUGACAUUUUGGUGCUGCUUUUGGUUUCUCUGAUGUCAAGUAACUUGUGUACUUUUACAGAAGCAGCCUCACUUCAAUAAAUUGAGUGGUGGUUUUAAACCCUUAAACUACUGAUGCUGUGGAAAAGGUUACUGCCAGUAGACCUAGUCUGACCAAAGUGGGUAGGUAUAGAAAUUUAAGUGUGCUCACUGGAAAUUAAAAAAAAAGAAGGCAUUUUGAAAUUGCUGUGCAGGUAGCAUAGCAUGACAUCAUAUCGUUACUUCAUUCACCUGAUGUAUCAUGCCAGAGUUUGCAGUCACAUUCAUUUGGCCCAUCAGGCUGCUUAGACUGUGUAGUAUUUGCUUUUUUAAGGCAUCUAUUUGCAAAUGUACAUUGAGCGCUGUGUCACCUGAGAUUUCUUGUACUUGCAAAGCGAUACGGUGUCAGGUUUUGCAUUCAUGAUAAUAAAGCACCUUAUAACAUUUUUAGUGGUUUACUGAUACCUAAAAAAAAUCUGCUCUCUCAUACAUAGAGGUACGUAAGCAGCUUUGCAUUUUGGAAUGUUUUUGAUGUUGCCAAAUAAUUGAUAAACACUGCACAUAAUUUUCUUAGUUUUUUCUAUGGCAAUUUGUUGCUGCAGUUUGUCAAAAGUCACCGAAGAGAGCCGAGCAGGAGUCCAGCACAGGAAAGUCACCAGAUAAUGAUACUAAUGGGAUUUUGCUUUCAGAGAUGUCUAAAACGUGUUCCAAAACUGCAUAUUCUAACACUCAUAAAUGAAAACUAUGGAAUAAAUUCAUGAUUACUCCCAAAUAUUACGUGUUUUCAAACUACAUGCCUUAGUAAAUGCUAACAUGUAUUCUGUCUCUCAAGUCAGCAAGUGUAAAUGAAAUCAUUGGACUCUUUUCAACAGCAAUGUUACUCACAUGCUUUUGGUUCCAUAACUAUUGCCUUCAUAGCCAGAUAAAAAAAGUGUCUGCAAGUGUAAUAAACAACAGAGCUUGUUUACGUGUGCAAGUAACAGCAAUCCUCUAGUGAUCUUUCACUACUGAUGAAAAUCUUUGUAAUAAUACUGGAGAGCUAGCAGGAGUAGUUUAUUUCACAGGAGGUUGCUGAUAAGCAGCACCUUGCAAGUAGUCCACAUUUCAUUUGUGACAGAGAGGGUAUCCUGUACAGCACCCCCAGUGCCGUCUGAAGUGCAGGAGUGGUAUGUUUCCCAAGACUGUUUUGUGCCACCUACUGGAGGAAGCUGGAAUGACGCAGUUGCUUCUGUGUAUGUGUUAAAAGGUGGACAAGGCAUCGGCACUUGUGGUCAUAGUCAUGCAUGUGGUGCAGCACCCCCUUUCUGGUGAGAUUGCCUAAAGAAUGGGGAGCCACGGUAGCCACCAGGCUGCAAGGCCACAGUGGCAAGAACAGCUGUUUAUCAGCACAUGUACUGAUGAAACAGCACAGGUGCCUUCUCAUGUGAUAAAAAAACAUGAGCUCAUGCAUUCUGUCAUUGGGCAGAGUUAAUUAAGGGAAACUGAGACAUCAGUUAUCAGAAAGGGGGAGCUCCGCAUAGCAAGUGGAGGCAUCUUGUUCACUUGGCAGCCCGUGCUCAGAAGCAACUAUGCCGUUCCAGGUUCCUCCACUAGGCAGUGCCAUAUAUCUCAGAAGUGCACAGCUCCCAUGCUCUAGAAAGCCAUGAUAUAGGCUGCCCAAAUGUCCUGCCCCGAUUCAAGUUUCAUUAUGUGACCAUUACUAAAUGAAAAAAAAAAGAAAUAUAUAUAUAUGUAUAUAUAGUCAAACACAUCACGCAACACAAGUCAAAAGCCGAUAAAAAUUAAUUAAAUUAUAGGGUUUUACAUGCCAAAACCACAAUCUGAUAUGAGGGACGCCGUAGUGAGGGGCUCUGGAAAAUUUUAACCAGCUGGUUUUCUUUAACAUGCUCCUAAAUAUAAGUACACGGGUGUUUUCGCAUUUUGCCUCCAUCGAAAUGCGGCCGCCGUGGCUGGGAUUCGAUUCCACGACUUUGUGCUUGGCAACCUAACACCGAGUAAAACACCGGGCGGGUAAAAAGUGACAGUAAAGUACUCGUGAACAUUACAAUGCAAAUUUAAUCAAGAGUUUGAUGGAAUGCUGUUUUGUCAUGUGAAAGCACAAAUAGUAAAGCGGGCUGAUAUCCAAAAUACAAAUUAACGUUGUGGGGUCAUUACAAAUCCCUUAUUAAAAAUGAGCUGAUUAUCACAAUAGUUGGUCAUAUGCUUGAGCAUUCAUCCCAAAGCCCAAGGAUGUGUUCUAUAAAAUUUGUUUGUACUUUCUUAGUGUGCAUGUUGGGGUUUUGAUAACCAGCUGUUUCAGGCACAGUGUUGCUAAGAAGUUUUCAUUUUUCUGUUAGAUUGGCUCCUGCUUGACCUUAGUUUCCCACACGUGGCCCAUGUUUGAAUGUGCUCAGAUAUGGUAUAUGAUGCCACGUGGCACAUGGGAACUACAUUAUUGUGAUGUUUUAUUCCCAUUGAGAAGUUUGAAAAUUGCAGUUAUUACAACUAUUGUGUUGAUGUUAGUAUUUGUAAAUGUAGAUAGGAGGUAGGUCAGAAGACCCUGAAGUGGAAAAUUUAUGUUCUGUUUGUCCCAUUGCACCUGAUAAAAAUGUUAACUGAGUGUGACUGAAAAUAAAAUUUGAGUGUUCUACUUAUGAUCACAGACACAUUACAAAAUGCAAUGUGUUAACGAAAUGCUUGCAUACUUGGUCACAACCCGAGUAUACGGUGAUUUAAACACCGCUGCUCAAUUCUUGGAGACUUUCUAUAAAUGCGCAUGCAAAUACAUAUGCUCAAUCUCAUGGUGUCACAGUGGAGUUGAACUUGAAUUUUGGUAUCUCAUGGUAACUGUUUUAGAGUGUGGAGCCACAAGAGGAACGUGCAUUGCGGUUUUGUAUGUGAAGCUUGUGUUGAACUCUCAGGUUGUCACCAAGUCUAGAAAACAUGCCAAGAAAUGGUGACAUUUAUGGAAUCUCGUCCAAUAACUGCUUCAGUGCAGUCACUCGUGGCAUUUUCUUUAGUAAAAAGAACUCCACUAGUCCUGCAAUCGAACCUUGUUGGAAUAUUUACGACUAAUAAAAGCACAGAGAUAUUUUCUUGAUGCGGGGAAGCAUUCAAA